This is a messenger RNA of Calliphora vicina (urban bluebottle blowfly), 4906 nucleotides long. Its product is annotated as mucin-2. Bases 59 to 4822 code for a protein of 1587 amino acids. Lineage: Eukaryota; Metazoa; Arthropoda; Insecta; Diptera; Calliphoridae. The record is from RefSeq and is a predicted model, not a curated record. Gene Ontology annotation, molecular function: protein binding. The transcript has 5 exons. Gene Ontology annotation, cellular component: extracellular region.
CAACAAUCACCAUUCCCCCCAUAAAGCGUUCCCCUCUUUAGCUGGUUAACUCAUCAUAAUGGCUCUUAUUAGCUGCUUUAAUAUUCUAACGAGUUUUGCUAUUUUAAUGGUUUUUCUACCAUCCCAGUUGGAAGCAUAUUACACACCAAAUACAGGUUGCCAUCACAAUGGUACUUGGUAUGCAGACAAAUCACUUGUUCCCACCACCGAGAAAUGUUUGAACUGUCAGUGUAAUAAGAAGACUUUAGUCUGCCGUUUAAAAGUAUGUCCUGAGAUGCCGAUGCCACCACCUCGUGGCUGUGUUGUUGUCCAAAAGAAGAACACAUGUUGUCCAUAUUUAUCGUGUGCACGUUUAGAUGCCUUCUAUAAGAUACCAGCCACGCGUCGCAUUAUCGCAUAUUUAGAUCAUUACGAGCGUGAAUCAAUUGAUCGUGUAGUCAAUGAAAAUAUGCUGCAGCGCAGAUCCGAUGAUACCGAUGUCGAUUUGUAUGUUUGUGUUAAAAAUGGCACAGUUUACAAGUCCGGCUCUGCAAUGUCCUCUUCCAACCUGUGCAGUUAUUGCUAUUGUAUUGGUGGCACUGAGAAAUGUGUGAAACCCAAAUGCAUGCUGCCUGUCGAAGGAUGCAAACCGAUUUUUGUGGAUUCCACCUGUUGUCCCGUACGUUACGAUUGCAGUACCAAACAAACAGGCAAAUCAUCCCAGGAAGUGCGUUAUCGAAAAACCUCUAACAAACAUUAUAUGAGAAUGUCGCAGCGUUUGCAGCGUAAUCAUGGCUGCACAGUGGGUCAGCAAUUCUAUACGGAAGGACAGAAAAUGAAAACUGAUAAAGAUAAACCCUGCGAUAUAUGUUUCUGUAUAAGAGGACAAAGGAAAUGUGCUCCCAAGAAGUGUGCUCCCGCCUUAAGAAACUGUAUACCAGUGGUGCCUAAAGGGCAAUGUUGUCCUUCCAGUUAUGAUUGUGGUAGUCAGAGGGAUUAUAGGAGAUCACAAAAUUCUAGGCAAUUCAAUUUGUUCUCUCUGCUUUUUGGAAAAGAUGAGGAACAAGAUGAAAAUGCUGCCACUGAAAUACCGGUACAAUAUCCCCAUGAUAGGGAACCGGUAAGCUUAAGACCCUUGAAGAAUAAAGCUGCUACAACAGAGAAAAGUAUUUUUGAUUCGAUAAGAGAAGGUUUAGAAUUUAUCGAUAACAAUAAUAAUCAAAUGAUAAAAGACAAUAUGGAUUUAGUGGCUAUGCCCAAUCAAAAAAUACAACAUAAACAAGUCAGACCUUCACCUACACCCAUACCCCUGAGCAUGCACAAUUUACCCAGUACCACGGAAGUUAGUUUCCUAGAUUUACUUCUAGGGCCCUCAGAACCCAAUAAAGAAAAAACGGAAAAUUCCUCAGAAGAAACGGAAUCAGCAGAAGAGAAAACCACUCCCACUAGCACCGGCAUACACUGGGUGGAUUUGCUGUUAGGACCUGAUGAGGAGGAAGUGAAAAAUUCAGCCAGUACUAUAUCGGAUAAAGUAGAUAAGACUGAUACAACAAAUGUACAAGAUCAGCUUGAUUUUGAAAGUACUACUUCGAUAGAUCGGGUGGACCAAGACAGUUUUAUAGACAGUUCAGAGUCUGAGGGAGAAUUAGAUGCAGAACAACAAGAAAAACUACUGACCACCACAAUAGAACCGGAAAUAAAUGAGGAAACAACACAAAUUUAUACCACAAUUUUACCAGAAACUACAAGCACAACUAAGAAAACUACAACAACCACUACCACAACUACCAGGAAACCCACUACAACCUCGACCACCACUACUACUAGGAAACCUAUCACCUCCACUACGAAAAAAUCCACCAAAACUACUAACCCUCAUCAAAAGAUAAAGCCAGUGCAUACAAAAGUAAAUCAUAGUCCUGGCAAGAAUCAUACACAAUCAAAACCUGAGAAAAAUUCCGACUUUUUAGCCCAACUACUAGAUGGUUUAAGUGGUAUUUUGGCUGGAGAAAAUAAAACUCGCCAUAAUACACCACAAUUUGUAAAUAAAAAGCAGAAUUUAAAUAGAACUACCACGGUAAAAUUGCCCACACCUAAACCCAUGCCCUCGUUUAAACCUUUGCCUCAGGAUAAAACUUACACACGCAUCAACUCCAAAAUAGCCAAUUUAACAGUAAAGCCACCCAUUAUAACCACCAAACAAACUAUGAAAACUACUUUUAAACCCUUGGCUGUGAAAGACACUAAAAAUCCUACUAUGCCCGUAAAAGCAACAACUGUGCCUACCAGCACAGUGGCUACCACAACAACCUCCACCACCACUGAGGCAACCACAACAACCAGCACUACAUCAACAACUACCACAACAGCUCAACCCACAACCACCACCACUUCAAAACCGGUACUGAUCAAAACAAAUCCCACCAUUUUAGAAUCCGAACCCUUAGAUGAAAACUCCGAACCUACUUUGCCACCCAGUUUGCCUAAUCUUAAAAUUAUACCCUUCCUGCCCACCGAUGCUGUUAAAGCCGACCACAAUCAAGCCUCUUCCUAUGAAUAUUAUCAUCAUUCUUCAGCACCCAUUUCACGCAUAGACUAUGAUUUAUAUGAUGAUGCCAAUUUAUAUCCUUCAAUCACGGAGAAAUAUCCCUUAUAUCCUGAUUUGGAAGAUGGUAGUAAAGCCGAGUAUAUAUACAAAUUUAAUGUUGAAGGUCCCGACUCUUUGGUUUCCUCGAAUGCUGGUAAAUUUGAUGGCACCUUGGGUUCGCCGGCCUUCUUGAAAUAUGAUUUUGCUGGCUCUGGCACACCCUCAUCGACUAAGGGAUUUUCGCCGCCCACCAAGACCGAAGGAGGUUUUAUGCCAAAGGAGCCGUUGAUUUUGGACGACGAUGAUCAUGAUAAUGUUAGUGUUAAAGUUGGUGAUAGUUAUCAUGUGACUCAGCAUAUUAUAGAUAUAACAACGUCGGGAGAUGUGCUGAAUACGACAAAGGUUAUCGAAAUCACAACACCCGAUCCCUUCAAGGAUGUCAUACGCACCGAAACACCGCCUGAUUUGACAUCUCUAAUCGAAGACAAAUUAAAAAAUUUGAUUAGCAAAUCAAGCACAACGACCACAACAACUACAAGCACAAGUAGUCAGUCAAAUAAUAAACCGCAAAAUACACCAGAAUUUGAAAUGAAUUCAAAACAAACGAAUACAAAUUCAAAUCCAAUGAAUACAAAAACGACAACCCAAAUCAAAAUGACAGCUACGCACGUUGCAAAUAACAAUGACUGCCAGAACAAUGGAUUUGGAUUUAAUAAAACUCAGGCAGAAGUUGGAGAAAAAACUAUGCAACAUAGAAUAACACUAACACAAACCUUUGGCGAUGACAUGGAUGAUGAUGAUGAUGAGGACGACGAUGGUGAAGCUAAUGCUGAUGUAAAUGAUGUGAGUACAAUACCUCCAUUUAAAUCAUUGCCAUCGGCGGCGAUGGUGGUAAAACAACAAAAACAACAGCAACAAUUGGUACAUGAAGACAACAACACAACAACACUGAGUAAAGAGUCUGUCACAUCACAGACAAACAACAAAUUAAAGCAAACAGAAACAACGAUAAGGCCAAUAGGCAGUACAACACCGUCAACCAGGAAAAUGACCACAACAGCAACAACGAAAAGGCCAGCAGCCGCAGCAACCAUUAAGGUAAAUCGUAAUAAAACAAUUGCCACAACUACAUAUCGAACUAAGCAACAACCACUUGGGCAGCAGCACCAACAACAACAACAAAAGCCUACAAAAAUAAAUAAGAAUUCCACAGUGAAUGGCAGUGAGAUGAAAAUAUUGGCAUCAUCAACAACUACAUCAUCUUCUUCUAGUUCUUCGUCAUCAUCUGGCGGCUCUGUGUCAACAUUGAAAACUAAGUCCAAUGCAACACGACGUGUAGCAAGUACAAAACCAACAAAACAUAAUAAACCGACCACCAACACAACGACACCCAUAACAACAGCCACAAUAAAGAGCACUCCUAAACCAAAUGCAAUAAAUAUUGAUAGAACCUCUGUGGCCACUAGACGGACGGCAAAACCAACAGCUAAUGCAAAUAUACCUAAAACUAGUACCAGUACAACAACAACAACCACAACAACUAAAAAGACAACUACCACAACAAAACCAACAACAAGCUCUUUGUCUGCUUCACCAUCUUACGUUGCUCCAGCAUCAUUACAAAAGGCACCAACUACAAAUCCAUUUUUUAUGUCACCUUUUGACAAAUUACCUUUCAUGGAUGCCAGUUUUGAAGUGAAACGUAAUUCAGCAACGCCCUCCACAACAACAACGACAACAACCGCCUCCCCACAACAACAUUUUGCUGUAGCAGCAACAAUUGCUGCUGAUGCCUUGCUAGAUGGUGCGAACGAUGAGCAAGAUGAGUAUGAUUCGUCUGCAACAUCUUCCAGGCACAAAUUAAUGGGUUUGGUACACUACAAACAUACACUUAAUCAAUUGGAGGGCUUAGAACCUUCAACACAACAACGCCCUCAGCAUUAUUCUUACUCAUCCCCUGUCGCUGCCUCUAACUCAAACUCACCCACAUCCUCUCACCUUACCUCCGCUCAGUUCAACUCUCAGGUGUCAUCACCCUCGUCAUCGUCAUCAGCAUCACAGCAACAACCAGCACCACAACAGCCAUCCUCAUCACUAAAUAAUUUAAUUGAUCCCACAGGUAUUUUAAAAUUGGCGGGUUGUAAUAUUUAUGGACGAAUGUAUCGCGUUGGUCGCAUCAUACUUGAACUUUCAUCACCCUGUUUAGAGUGUAAAUGCACGGAAAUUGGUGUUAAGUGUGGACCAUUAGACUGCUAGAGAAUUGUUAUUUUAAAAAUGACGAUAGAAAUACAUUUUUCGUAAAACAUUAUUAUUAAAUUAUUUUUGUACUUAAAUUAUAGA